AUUUUAGAAACAAAAAGGGGGCGUGCCUGUAGAUCAAUCCUCACACAGAACUGAUAGUUAAGUUGCAGUUGCUGUAUUACGACUGUAGCUAACAGUCUAGCUGAGUCGUUUGCAGCAUCUUAGUAACACUGAGGUACUCCACUGAGCAGCCAAAUCUGUACCGCAGCAAACUCUGAUCUGCCUCAUCUGUCUUGACGAGAAGGAGGACGUGUUAAAGCCAUGUUUGAAUUCAGUUCUGCCCUGAGGCCGUGCCUGAAGUGGUCCGGAGGGCUCAUCAGAACUCGUACACUCGCUCUCAGAGAAUCGAACUUUGUGAGGUCUAGUUUUCGACGAUUUUGCUCCUCCACAGAAGCAGCCCCUCCCCCUGGCACACCCUACAACAAACUCACUGUAGGCGUACCCAAAGAGACAUUUCUCAACGAGAAGAGAGUUGCUCUUUCACCAGUUGCCUGCAAGCUCUUAACGAAGGAAGGAUUCUCUGUUCUAAUUGAAGGAGGCGCCGGUUCCGAAGCAAAGUUUUCAAAUGCCGAGUACGAGGCUGCGGGAGCGAAAAUCGGGACUGCUGAAGAUGCAUUUCGUUCGGAUAUCAUCAUGAAAGUUCGAGCCCCAUCUCUCAAAGAAACCGAUCACCUGAAGCAAGGCUCUUCACUUAUUAGCUUCCUCUACCCUGCUCAGAAUUCGGAUCUCAUUGAUGAGCUAGCCAAGAAGAAGAUCAACCUUUUCGCUGUCGACCAGAUACCUCGAAUCAGCAGAGCUCAAGUUUUUGAUGCCCUCAGCUCUAUGGCCAAUAUCGCUGGCUACAAGGGAGUAAUUGAAGCAGCCAAUCAUUUUGGACGAUUCUUCACUGGACAGAUUACAGCUGCAGGGAAAGUCCCUCCUGCCAAGGUGCUUGUUAUUGGAGGGGGCGUGGCUGGUCUGUCCGCCAUUGGAACGGCCAAGAACAUGGGUGCAAUCGUUCGAGCGUUUGACACGCGAGCAGCCGUGAAGGAGCAGGUGCAGUCACUAGGAGCGGAGUUUCUGGAGGUCAAUAUCAAGGAAUCAGGAGACGGAGCCGGUGGCUAUGCUAAAGUCAUGUCGAAAGAAUUCAUUGAAGCUGAAAUGGCACUUUUUGCCAAGCAAUGCAAGGAGAUUGAUAUCCUCAUUUCCACUGCACUGAUUCCCGGGAAGCCAGCACCGAAACUGAUCAAGCGUGAGAUGAUCGAAUCGAUGAAAGCCGGCUCAGUUGUGGUGGAUCUGGCGGCCGAAGCAGGAGGCAAUUUUGAGACGACUAAACCUGGAGAGCUAUACCAGUACAAGGGUGUGACUCACAUCGGGUACACGGACCUGCCCAGUCGACUACCCACACAGUCCAGUACCCUGUACGCCAACAACAUCUCGAAGUACCUCCUCUCUAUGGGGCCCAAAGGUCAGUUCCAUAUUGAUCUUCAGGACGAGGUUGUACGAGGAUCCAUUAUCCUGAGGGACGGGGAAAAGAUGUGGCCGCCACCGCCUCCUCCGAAACUGCCCGAGCCAGAGGUCAAAGACACACAGCCGAUACCUGUCGUACAAGCCCAGGUCGUGGAAGACACACCGUUUAAGACGACCAUGAAACAAUCACUCGUGUACACUGCUGGACUUGGUUCGCUAUUGGGACUCGGAAUUAUUACACCUACUCCGGCUUUCAGUACCAUGGUUACGACGUUCUCGCUCUCCGGAAUCGUAGGGUACCACACAGUGUGGGGGGUUUCCCCUGCCCUCCACUCCCCUCUCAUGUCCGUCACCAACGCUAUCUCUGGGAUCACUGCAGUUGGAGGGCUUCUCUGCAUGGGGGGUGGCUAUCUACCCACGACCACAGCACAGGGACUGGCUGCAACAGCUGCUUUCAUUUCGGCCAUCAACAUUUUCGGAGGCUUCCAAAUCACCCAGCGAAUGUUGGACAUGUUCAAACGACCUGACGACCCUUCAGAGCACAACUACCUCUACGCUAUACCUGGAGUUGGAUUCCUCGGAGCUUAUCUUGCGGCGCACAUGGCGGGCCACUCGGAUAUCCUUCAGAUGGCCUACCUUGCAGCUUCUCUGUGUUGUGUUGGUGCUCUCACCGGCCUUGCGUCUCAGGCCACAGCUCGACAAGGUAACGCCCUGGGAGUGAUUGGGGUUACAACUGGCAUUGUCACCACUCUGGCUAGCAUGGGACUGUCAAACGAAGUGCUCAUGCAGAUGACGGGUGCUUUAGGUGGUGGAGGACUUAUUGGAACUAUUAUCGCUCGGCGUAUGGCUAUCACUGAUCUACCACAACUGGUUGCCGCUUUCCACAGCUUUGUUGGUUUGGCCGCUGUUCUUACCUGUCUUUCGACGUACAUGUCCGAGUAUACCCACCUUGCGUCCGAUCCUAGCGGUGCCGUCACUAAAGCUGCUCUUUACCUCGGUACCUAUAUCGGAGGGGUGACCUUUACUGGCUCUCUGAUUGCGUUUGGCAAACUCCAAGGUAUGCUCAAAUCCGACCCCCUUAUUUUCCCCGGAAGACAUCUGCUCAAUGCUGCUCUACUGACUACAAAUGUCGGUGCUAUGGGCUACUAUAUGACCAACCCCGGUUACUCGGCUGACAUGAGCUGUCUGACCACUACCACACUUCUCUCAUCUGUGAUGGGAGUCACUCUCACCUCUGCCAUUGGAGGAGCCGAUAUGCCUGUUGUCAUAUCCGUCCUCAACUCUUACAGCGGUUGGGCUUUGUGUGCCGAGGGAUUUAUGCUUAACAACAACCUACUGACGAUUGUUGGUACAAUGAUCGGGUCGUCUGGUGCUAUCCUCUCGUACAUCAUGUGCAAGGCCAUGAAUCGAUCGCUCACAAAUGUCAUCUUUGGUGGAACGAACAUCGGAACAAAGAGCAACACUGGAGGAAAGCCAAAGGAGAUCACUGGAGUCCACACCGAGAUCGAUCUUGAUGGAACCGUCGAUCUGAUUGAUGAGGCUCAAAACAUCAUCAUCACCCCAGGCUAUGGUUUAUGUGUGGCUCAAGCACAGUACCCGAUUGCAGAGUUGGUUCGUAUCCUUCGCGAGAAAGGCAAGACUGUUCGAUUUGGAGUACACCCUGUAGCUGGACGUAUGCCUGGACAGCUCAACGUGCUUCUGGCCGAGGCUGGUGUCCCGUACGAUGUCGUCUUGGAGAUGGAUGAAAUAAACGAUGACUUUAAGGACACAGACCUCACUCUGGUGAUUGGAGCCAAUGACACUGUCAACUCUGCGGCUGAGGAAGACCCUAACUCCGUCAUUGCUGGCAUGCCAGUACUUCAGGUGUGGCAAGGCAAGCACAGCGUUGUGAUGAAGCGUACUCUGGGCGUGGGGUAUGCUGCCGUGGACAACCCUGUCUUCUACAAGGACAACACCUCCAUGCUGCUAGGAGACGCCAAGAAAACUUGUGAAGCUCUCUUGGCCAAGAUCAAGAACAAAUACGAAUAAACGUUAUGUGUAGAGUUAUUUAGAGGUUGCGUGAACAAACAUUGUGUGUAGCUCAAGCUAGCUAGGUAAACAUAUUUUUCACAUGGUUAUCCGGAUACAUAUAAUUUUAUUUAUUUAUUGCAAUUAGUGAA
This is a messenger RNA of Halichondria panicea, 3566 nucleotides long. Its product is annotated as NAD(P) transhydrogenase, mitochondrial-like. Gene Ontology annotation, cellular component: mitochondrial inner membrane. The record is from RefSeq and is a predicted model, not a curated record. The coding region runs from base 220 to 3435 and encodes 1071 amino acids. Gene Ontology annotation, molecular function: NADP binding. Lineage: Eukaryota; Metazoa; Porifera; Demospongiae; Suberitida; Halichondriidae. Gene Ontology annotation, biological process: proton transmembrane transport; NADPH regeneration. The transcript is spliced from 4 exons.